This is a messenger RNA of Gongylonema pulchrum, 1005 nucleotides long. NCBI's taxonomy places the organism in Eukaryota, Metazoa, Nematoda, Chromadorea, Rhabditida, Gongylonematidae. The record is from the annotation of a GenBank genome assembly.
AUGUGGCAUCGACAAGUAUGUGCUGCGGUCUGUACACUCAAUCAGUGGUCACUCGAUUUCACCGGCAACUUGAAGCGCAUUCUCAAAAGUACGGCUUAUUCGCUGGCAGAUGAUCGGAAUUUAGGCAUAACAGGUAUUGCUAUUGCAUACAAAAGGGGCGCAAGAAUACGUGUUGGUGCAGAGCUGGAAAUUUCGGGCUAUAUGUGUCAAGAUCACUUCUUUGAACUCGAUACCGAAUUUCACUCCUGGGAAGUGCUCGCAGAAAUCGUCAAAAAAUCCAACGAUUAUCAAAACAUGGUCAUUGUUACUGGUAUGCCAAUCCGCCUGAAUGUUGAGCUUUACAACUGUGCAGUGGUCAUCCAAAAUGGGCUUAUUUUAUUGAUAAAGCCGAAAAUGAGGUUUUGUGAUCACGGCGCGUACUACGAAAAUCGCUAUUUUGUGCGUUGGCAAAAACCAAAGGAAAUUGUCGAUUUCCGUCUGCCAAUUUUGGAAAAUUGCGCGGUUGCAUUUGGUGAUGCCAUUCUGAAAACGAGCGACGGCGUAUCAAUUGGUGUGGAAUUAUGCGAGGAAUUAUUCGCCUGGUCUGCUUUUCAUUUUUGCAUCGGGCAACUCCCAGUUGUUUGGACUGGUGCUGUAUUGCCUGAUGAGCAUCCUUUGGCGAUCGUGAAAUUCGUUUUGUCGUACAUAGACUUAGCGCAGAACGGUGUUGACAUCGUCUGCAAUCCAUCGGCCAGUUUUCAUGUUUUGGGCAAUUCGGACCAUCGAAUCAAUAACCUCAUUAUGGAAAGCACCGCUAAGGCGGGCGGUAUCUGUUUGUAUUCAAAUUUUCGUGGCUGUGACGGUGAGCGUGUCUUUUACGAUGGUGGGUCAGCAAUCGCGCAAAAUGGACAACUGUAUGCUCGGAUACCUCAAUUUGACAUUGAAGAUGUGUGUGUUGCUACGGCGACGUUAGAUUUGACCCGCAAUAUCGCCUUUCGAGCGAGCAAUACUUCACUGCUGACCGAG